CCAAUAUCCUGUGUUGUUCCCAUAGUAGAACUACUUAGUCAUUUAUUUACAUGUUGAAAAAACAAGUGUACAUAUCAAAUAAAAUGGCAGAGGUAGUUGAUGUUUAGAUGAAAACAUAAUGACAGCGUAGGGAAGUAAAUCCCCAACAUGUCCAUCAGAGACAAGGUGAAAGGUCAAGGGGCCAGUCUAUCACCAACAUGUCCAUCAGAGACAAGGUGAAAGGUCAAGGGGCCAGUCUAUCACCAACAUGUCCAUCAGAGACAAGGUGAAAGGUCAAGGGGCCAGUCUAUCACCAACAUGUCCAUCAGAGACAAGGUGAAAGGUCAAGGGGCCAGUCUAUCACCAACAUGUCCAUCAGAGACAAGGUGAAAGGUCAAGGGGCCAGUCUAUCACCAACAUGUCCAUCAGAGACAAGGUGAAAGGUCAAGGGGCCAGUCUAUCACCAACAUGUCCAUCAGAGACAAGGUGAAAGGUCAAGGGGCCAGUCUAUCACCAACAUGUCCAUCAGAGACAAGGUGAAAGGUCAAGGGGCCAGUCUAUCACCAACAUGUCCAUCAGAGACAAGGUGAAAGGUCAAGGGGCCAGUCUAUCACCAACAUGUCCAUCAGAGACAAGGUGAAAGGUCAAGGGAGCCAGUCUAUCACCAACAUGUCCAUCAGAGACAAGGUGAAAGGUCAAGGGGCCAGUCUAUCACCAACAUGUCCAUCAGAGACAAGGUGAAAGGUCAAGGGGCCAGUCUAUCACCAACAUGUCCAUCAGAGACAAGGUGAAAGGUCAAGGGGCCAGUCUAUCACCAACAUGUCCAUCAGAGACAAGGUGAAAGGUCAAGGGGACAGUCUAUCACCAACAUGUCCAUCAGAGACAAGGUGAAAGGUCAAGGGGCCAGUCUAUCACCAACAUGUCCAUCAGAGACAAGGUGAAAGGUCAAGGGGACAGUCUAUCACCAACAUGUCCAUCAGAGACAAGGUGAAAGGUCAAGGGUUAAAGGCUCUGCAUGGUCAAUCCGCCAACGUCCGUACAGCAUUUCCUGCGAUACAGCCUCUGCAGAAGUCAGGGCAUUCAUACUUCACAGCUGUUGUGAAGGAAGUUGUAAAGGAAGUGACUGUGUUUAUACAGGAACUCCCGCCCCCAACUACAGUCAGGGGUCAAGGUAACAGUCUUGAUUUAAGGGUGACGUCAGGGGUUAAGGUGACAGUUGAUUUAAGGGUUAGGGUGACGUCAGGGGUUAAGGUGACAGUUGAUUUAAGGGUUAGGGUGACGUCAGGGGUCAAGGUGACAGUUGAUUUAAGGGUUAGGGUGACGUCAGGGGUCAAGGUGACAGUUGAUUUAAGGGUUAGGGUGACGUCAGGGGUCAAGGUGACAGUUGAUUUAAGGGUUAGGGUGACGUCAGGGGUCAAGGUGACAGUUGAUUUAAGGGUUAGGGUGACUUCAGGGGUCAAGGUGACAGUUGAUUUAAGGGUUAGGGUGACGUCAGGGGUCAAGGUGACAGUUGAUUUAAGGGUUAGGGUGACGUCAGGGGUCAAGGUGACAGUUGAUUUAAGGGUUAGGGUGACGUCAGGGGUCAAGGUGACAGUUGAUUUAAGGGUUAGGGUGACUUCAGGGGUCAAGGUGACAGUUGAUUUAAGGGUUAGGGUGACGUCAGGGGUCAAGGUGACAGUUGAUUUAAGGGUUAGGGUGACGUCAGGGGUCAAGGUGACAGUUGAUUUAAGGGUUAGGGUGACUUCAGGGGUCAAGGUGACAGUUGAUUUAAGGGUUAGGGUGACGUCAGGGGUCAAGGUGACAGUUGAUUUAAGGGUUAGGGUGACGUCAGGGGUCAAGGUGACAGUUGAUUUAAGGGUUAGGGUGACGUCAGGGGUCAAGGUAACAGUCUUGAUUUAAGGGUGACUUCAGGGGUCAAGGUGACAGUUGAUUUAAGGGUUAGGGUGACGUCAGGGGUCAAGGUGACAGUUGAUUUAAGGGUUAGGGUGACUUCAGGGGUCAAGGUGACAGUUGAUUUAAGGGUUAGGGUGACGUCAGGGGUCAAGGUGACAGUUGAUUUAAGGGUUAGGGUGACGUCAGGGGUCAAGGUGACUUCAGGGGUCAAGGUGACAGUUGAUUUAAGGGUUAGGGUGACGUCAGGGGUCAAGGUGACAGUUGAUUUAAGGGUUAGGGUGACGUCAGGGGUCAAGGUGACAGUUGAUUUAAGGGUUAGGGUGACUUCAGGGGUCAAGGUGACAGUUGAUUUAAGGGUUAGGGUGACUU
Molecule: messenger RNA, 2241 nt
Organism: Coregonus clupeaformis (lake whitefish)
Lineage: Eukaryota; Metazoa; Chordata; Actinopteri; Salmoniformes; Salmonidae
Exons: 3
Coding region: 949-1878 (309 amino acids)
Source: RefSeq, a predicted model, not a curated record